UCCCUCCAAGGACCCGCCCCUUCUCUGUUUCUCUCUGCCUGGUCUUGGUCAGGUGUCUGUGGUACAGCGACGCAAACGUUCCGUCUGGGAAACCGAUUCAGGUUCGUGUUGGGACAAACACUGAGAAGGCCAUGCUCAGACGGAUAUUACAAAUGACUCCUGGAAAAGGAGGCGCCCAGAAUGCAGAGUCGGAGCAGCCCAGCACAGACGUUAACCACGAGCAAACCUCUGAGGGCUUCAUCUGUCCUCAAUGCAUGAAGUCCCACAGCUCAGCAGAGGACUUGUUCAAGCAUUAUGAGCUGUUCCACGACACUGGAGACCUUCCUGCUCAUGUGGCCCCCACUAGAGAAGACCUAUCAAUCUUGCGACAGGAGGUUCAGGACCUUCAUACAUCACUUAAGGAAGAAAGAUGGUUUUCCGGGGAGCUGAAAAAAGAAUUAGACAAAGUCCAAGGACACCUGAAGCAAAAUGACGGACAGAUGAGCUCAGAGGAUUCAGUACUAGAAAAGAAGUUAAACGAAUCAGAGACGGAAAAAUUUAACAUGAGGCAGAAAGCCGCCCAGCUGGCCACGGAGAUAGUAGAUAUAAAGUCCCGUUAUGACGAAGAGAAGAGUUUAAGGGAAGCUGCUGACCAGAAGCUUUCCAGUGUGACUGAGCUGCUUCAGCAAGAGAAGAAAGAGAAUGAGAAACUCCAGACUGAACUGCUUCAGCGUCCGGGAGUGGAGGACGUUGAGGUACUGCAGAAGGAACUUGUGCAGGUGCAGACAUUAAUGGACCGCAUGACUCGCGAGAGAGAGCAGGAGUCGGAGCGCCUCAGAGACCACUAUGAGCAGCUGCAGGCUAAAUUCACUUCCUCAGAGAUGACUAUAUCACAACUGAAAGCAGAGCUGGAGAAGGGGCCACAGGAAGCAGCUGUCUAUACACAGCAGAUCCACCAGCUUCAAAGUGACCUGAAUAAUGCUCAACAACAAAACCAGAAUCUUUCUGAAAAACUGGGACGCAAGGAAAAAGAGUAUCAGCAGCUAGAGGAGCAAAUAAAAACAGAGAAAGCUGCCAAAAAAGCAGGCCAACAUAGCCUUAGAGAGAAAGAGCGGGAAAUCCUGGAGCUGCAGGCCCGAGCCACAGGAGCAGAGACGUCCUUGCAGAAAGCCAAUGCAGAGCUUGGAGAGAAAACUGAGGAAGUGGCCAGGUUGAAGGGUGAGAUUACAGACCUGGAGGUGAAGCAUGCCGAACUAAAGGUUGAGAGGAAACAGUUGGAACAGCAAAGGGAAGAAAAGGACAGCCAAGGUGCUCAGCAGCAAACAGAAAUUGGUCAGCUUCAUGCAAAACUACUGGAGGCAGAGAGGCAAGUGGGUGAGCUGCAAGGUCGUCUGAAAGAACAGAGGCAGCUGUCUGGAGAGAAACUGAAAGACAAAGAGCAGCAAGCAGCCGAUUUGCAACUUAAACUCUCACGUGCUGAAGAACAGAUGAAAGAAAGUGCCAGUAAGAACACAGACCUGCAGCACCAGCUGGAGAAAGCCAAGCAGCAACACCAGGAGCUGCAAGCACUGCAGCAGAACACCAAUGGCAAACUCCGUGAGUCACAGAAUGACCUGGAGCAGGUAUUACGCCAGAUUGGAGAUAAGGACCAGAAGAUCCAAAAUUUGGAGGCCCUGCUGCAGAAAAGUAAGGACAUUGUGACUCAACUGGAAACUGAGAGAGAAGACUUGUGUGCCAAGAUUCAAGCCGGGGAGGGCGAGACUGCUUUGCUCAACCAACUUAAAGAGAAAAACCACGCACUACAGGAACAGGUAACCCAGCUGACAGACAAGAUGAAGAAUCAAUCGGAGAGCAACAAGCAAGCCCAGGACAAUCUGCAUAAACAAGUUCAGGAUCAGAAAACUCUACUGCGUUCAUCCCAGGACCGGGCCCACACUCUGGAGACUUCUGUCACUGAGCUCGCCGCUCAGCUCACAGACAGCAAGGAGAAGGUGACUCAGCUGGACUCUCAGCUGAAGGCAAAAACGGAGAUGUUGCUGUCUACCGAGGCAGCCAAGGCUGCACAGAAGGCCAACCUGGAGAACAACCUAGAGUCUGCUCAGCAUGCACUACAGGACAAGCAGCAGGAGCUUAUUAAAGUUCAGAAGAAAGUAGAGGAGCAGGCACAGAGACUCAAGGAGAGGCAGGAACAGUGCAGUCAACUGGAAGCCUCUCUUAAGGAGUACAAGGACAAACGUCUGGCCUCGGAGCAACAUGUAGAGAAGCUUGAGGGGCUCAAUAAGAAACUGGAAGCACAGGUGGCAGAGGUGCAGGCUGCAAGGGAUCAGACGCGAAAAGAAGUGAAGAAUCUGCAGAAGGAGGCAUCUGAGGUCAAACAAAAAGUUAAGGAUCUGCAGCUUUUGCUGGACAAUGAAAAAGCAGCGAACGUGACGCUUCAAGAGGAAAUAAAGACAAAGGCUUCCUCGUUGAGUGACAACCAGAAGCAAUUGGAGUGCUGCGAGCAGGGCAACGCUGCUCUUGAACUCAAUGUGGCCAAGCUGACCCAAGAAGGGGAGGUUCAGCAUGCAGAGUGGGACAAGAAAGCAAAGGGCUUUGCUGCAGACUUGCUCAAGGUCCAACAGGAGAAAGAGACUCUAAAGAAAGAGCUGUCUUCCACUCAGGAAAGUCUCGGCAAGACCCGCAAGGCCCUGAAAGAAUGUGAGCGUCAACUGGACACAGAAAGGAAGAAUCAAAAGGCAGCCAUGGAGGAAAAGGAAAAGUCCUAUGAAAAGGCAAGAGGGGAUCUUCAGAAGAGUAACGAGAGCAUCAGCAAGGCAAUGACGGAAUCUAACCAACAACUGGAGCAGAUGAGAGAAGUAGAGAAGAAGCUGAAAGUGCAGUUGGUAUCAUUGGAACAACAGAACACAAAAUCUCUGAGGGAGAAGGACCAAAUGUUGGGGAAGCUGGAAGAGCAAUUUAAGACCGCCACUGUAAACUAUAAGGAGGAGAUAAAGAAGCUGAAGGGAGAAAUUGCAGAGUUACGGGAAGUCAGUGUUAAGAAAGUGGAGGAAGAACGCCAACUAAGGGAGCAGGCAACAGAAGUCAGCCAGCAGCUGGCUUCUGAGAGGAGCCAGACAGCAGAGCUACAAAAGGCUUUAGAACAAAGUCGCAAAAGCCUCAUUAAGCUUCAGUCGGACCUCUAUGGAAAAGAGUCUGAGCUUUCAGCACUACAGGAAGACCUCAAAGUAGCUGAGGACAAACUACGGUUGAACCAGGAAGAGUUGGCAGCUAACCAGACCCAUCAGACUGCGUUAGAAAAUCAGAUCCAAGAGCAAAAGAAAAGCUGGAAUUCUCUGGAGCAAGAGCUCGGUAGUCGAGAUCAGAGAAUCCAGCAGCAGGAGAAAGCAUUGAAUGAUCUCCAGAAGGCACAGGGUCAACUUAAGGUGGACCUGGAGAAGGAGAGGAGCAAAAUGGAGGAGCUGCUCAAAGAUAAGAGUUACCUGGAAAAGAACAACACCAGGCUGACUUCGGAGAUGAAAACGCUAACAGCAAAGAGUGACAAGGAUCUGCGAGAGUUGCAAGAAGCCAAGCAGCUGUUGAUCCAGCAGAAACUGGAGCUGCAGAGCCAGCUGGAGAUUGCGCAGGGUGCCCUCCAACAGGAACAGAAAGAACACCAGACCACCAGGGACACCUGCAAUCAAAGAGCGGAUCAGCUUCUCGCCAAAACCAAAGAUCUCCAAGAUCAGCUGUCCUCCGAGAAGCGAGCCAAUGAUGAGCAGGUGAAGCGAGGAGAGGAAGUGGAGGCGAAAAUGGGUGCCCAGAUGACAGCGCUGAAUGAAAACGUGGCCACCCUAAAGAGAGAGUGGCAGAGUAGCCAGCAACGAGUGUCUGAGCUAGACAAGCAGACAGACGAGCUGAGGGGGGAAAUUGCUGUGCUGGAGGCCACUGUGCAACACAACCAGGAUGAGAGACGUGCGCUUUUGGAAAGGUGUGUCAAGGGAGAAGGAGAAAUUGAGAAGCUCCAAGCCAAGAUGCUGGAACUGAGGCGCAAAGUUGACGACACGACGGCAGCCAUGCAGGAGCUGGGCCGAGAGAACCAGUCCCUCCAGAUUAAGCAGUCCCAGAGUCUUACCAGGAAAUGGGCAGAGGAUCACGAGGUGCAGAACUGCAUGACGUGUGGCAAAGGCUUCUCUGUCACUGUCAGGAAGCAUCACUGCAGACACUGCGGAAAUAUUUUCUGCGCCGAGUGUUCGUCGAGGAACGCCUUGACGCCGUCCUCCAAAAAACCCGUGCGGGUGUGCGAGACGUGUUUUGAGGAGCUGCAAGGCUGAGUCAACUCUCAAGGCGAAAACUCAAGUUGUCUUUGUCGUGUAAGAUGUGCACCAAAAAGGACAGAGCCAGUGUUGUGAAGGUAAGAGAGGGGCCUUUUAGUGGCAAACGUGCUGACGCAGGAGCGCCCAGACUUGUGUGUACAGUGCGUUUUUGUGCCUUUGCUCAUUCUGUGACCGGCCGCUAGGUGGCGACAGAAGCAAAUAAACGCCUCCCAUGACUUCUAAGUUGUCUUUAUCUGUAGUGUUUGGCUUCUGUAAAAGUGGCUUAAAAGGUCGAUGGGAGAUUGAAGUCAUCACAGUGGAAGUCAAUCAGUAAAUGUAAUGUUGAAAAGCACAGCUGCCGCGCAAAUGUAAAUGCAAGUAACUAUUUUGUCUUAAAAACAAAAUCACAAAUAUAUUUUUCUUUAUACAUAAUCCCUCCGUUUGUCUAGCAUAGUACUUUGAUAAGUUGGGUUGAUGGUUUGGAUCUGUUAAUGUCACACAUCAAAUGUGAGAAUCGAGAAGUAACACACCUGGAAAAAGUCGUCUCAUGAAUCGGUUCAUUUCUGUGCAGCUUUUUACACCUCUGAUGUCAGAACAGUUACUGCAUGUUGCCUUUGUGUGGCAGCCCAUUUGUGCGUGCGCGCGCACGUUUAUCUGUUGACAUUGUUGUAUAUGAUGACCAAAGAAUGUGAGCAGAGGAAAAACUCAGUUUCAUAUUUCAGUUAAAUCAUCUUGUCAAGUUCAGUUCUUAACACAGCACUGCACGCCGUGGCUGACAUUCUUUUAUCGUGCCACAUUUCUAUUGUGCGUGUUAAUAUCUUUAAAAGAGGUGGUGCUUGUUUUUUCAAACUGGCAAUGCAGUCAUGAAACGUGCCUGCAUGUUCUUUUGUUUGCGAGUGUGGGUUAAGUGUCAGGAUGCACAUUGCACGACCUGCAGACAUUAAUGCUCAAUUUAUGUCUCGCGCUUGUAAGAAUUGAAAUCUUUAUUUAAUUUAUGACUCCACUUGUGAAUCAUUCGUUAGUUCUUUUAAGCACUGAAGCAGGCUGCAAAAAUGUAUUACAAAAAAUAUAUAUUUUGGCAUCACGCUCCAACUUAGAAUGUUUCACAACCGUUUCCUUUUUUGUCUACCUCAGACGGGUAGGGGAAGGGGAGCUUUAUGUCAACCUUCAAGACGUCAUGUCAUAUAGACUGCAGUACCUAAUUCUAUUCAUAGCUCCCUUUCUCAUUGUAGUGCUACUACAAGAGUCAGCAUUUCUGUCCCUGAAAGGAAACGUAAAAUUGAGUUGGUGCAGUAUUAUUUUUCUUUUUUUAACCGAGCACCACCACAGACUUGUAGAUUAGACACUCUGUCAUUCUUUUCGUUCUUCCAGUCUGCUGUCAAACAUGUUAAGCAGCAAAACGAUGUCUCGUGGUAUGAAGGGUUUGAUUUGAUGGUUGUGGGUGAAGGUGUAUGCCUUCACGCACUGUUACCUUUGUUUAGGUGGGCCAACAUGUAUUAAAUAGUGACAAGAAAUAUUUUGUAAUGCACACUCACUUGAAUCAGUUCAUUUUCUAAUUCAUGGCAAUGAAAAACGUAAAUAAAACAUUCAUAAUUCUGUCA
Molecule: messenger RNA, 5872 nt
Organism: Syngnathus acus (greater pipefish)
Lineage: Eukaryota; Metazoa; Chordata; Actinopteri; Syngnathiformes; Syngnathidae
Gene: eea1
Product: early endosome antigen 1
Exons: 29
Coding region: 132-4289 (1385 amino acids)
Biological process (GO): endocytosis
Cellular component (GO): early endosome
Molecular function (GO): metal ion binding; 1-phosphatidylinositol binding
Source: RefSeq, a predicted model, not a curated record